This is a messenger RNA of Aspergillus puulaauensis, 2025 nucleotides long. RefSeq names its product putative serine palmitoyltransferase 2 (gene lcb2). Gene Ontology annotation, molecular function: serine C-palmitoyltransferase activity; pyridoxal phosphate binding. Lineage: Eukaryota; Fungi; Ascomycota; Eurotiomycetes; Eurotiales; Aspergillaceae. Gene Ontology annotation, biological process: sphingosine biosynthetic process; ceramide biosynthetic process. Bases 1 to 2025 code for a protein of 674 amino acids. The transcript has a single exon. The record is from RefSeq and is a predicted model, not a curated record. Gene Ontology annotation, cellular component: serine palmitoyltransferase complex.
AUGCCGCGUCGACCCUCCAGCACUUCGUCCAUCAACGACCCCUCCGACCCCUCGUCCUAUCCCUCCCCCUCUGGAAAGAGCGGCAUCGCCAUCAAGGCACCCAAGACCAACCGCCUCGCUCAGUUUUUCUCGACCUCUCCCAAGUCCAAGGCCGAGCCCCAAACUGCGCGAGCUGCCCUCCAGAACGCCAGUGGUACCAAUCCCGCCGCCCCGCCGAUCAGCUCCGCCUCACUGUCCUUACCGACCAUCUCGCUGUCUACUGCGACUGCGGACAACCCAAACAUGAACGAACCGCCUACAACGCUUUUUCAACCUCCGUCACCGGAGGAGGCUCGCCGUCUGACCAAGCAACAUGCCCAGUUCGGGCCCCUCGGUCACCCAAGCCAUCGGUAUUCCAGCCGGCAUCCCGGUGGCCAUUUCCCCGAGCCCGUGAUGGACGAGCCUCCUUAUUAUUAUCUGAUUACUACGUAUAUUAGCUACCUGAUCCUAAUUGCUUUUGGUCACGUUCGUGAUUUCUUCGGAAAACGCUUCCGCGAGGAGAAUUAUCGCCACCUGAAGCCACGGAAUGGCUAUGCGGCCCUCAACAGCGAUUUCGAUAACUUCUACGUUCGCCGCCUCAAGCUUCGUAUCAACGAUUGUUUUGAACGGCCUGUCACCGGUGUGCCCGGAAGAAACAUUACUCUCAUCGACCGAGCGACUGACGACCACAACAAGAACUUUUACCUGACUGGCACUACGACCGACACGUUGAACCUGAGCUCCUACAACUACCUCGGGUUCGCUCAAUCAGAAGGCCCCUGUGCGGAUAUUACGGAAGAGGCCGUUCGCAAGUACGGCAUUACGCCCGUGAGCACACGCGCAGAGGUUGGUACACAGGACCUGCACAUCGAGCUCGAGGAUCUAGUCGCCAACUUUGUUGGUAAGGAAGCGUCCAUGGUCUUUUCGAUGGGUUUCGGUACCAAUGCAAACAUCUUCCCGGCUCUCGUUGGCAAAGGUGACUUGCUUAUCUCCGAUGAGCUUAACCACGCCUCCAUCCGGUUCGGUGCCCGUCUAUCUGGAGCCUCUAUUGCCAUGUUCAAGCACAACGAUAUGCGUGAUCUAGAGUCAAAACUUCGAGAGGCUAUUAGCCAGGGUCAGCCCCGUACUCACCGACCAUGGAAAAAGAUCCUCAUCGUUGUUGAAGGUCUCUACUCUAUGGAAGGCUCGAUGUGCAAUCUUCCCGGUCUUAUUGAACUCAAAAAGCGUUACAAGUUCUACCUCUUUGUCGACGAAGCACACUCAGUCGGAGCCAUCGGACCCAAUGGCCGCGGUGUUUGCGAUUACUUUGGCAUCGACACCAAGGAUGUUGACAUUCUCAUGGGUACAUUGACCAAGUCAUUCGGUGCUAACGGGGGCUACAUUGCCGCCGACACCGCGAUGAUUCACAAGCUCAAGGCAAUCAACUCUGGCAUGUUCUAUGGAGAAUCAACAGCGCCGGCUGUUAUCGCGCAGAUUGUCUCGGCACUUCGACUCAUCAAAGGUGAACUUAUUCCAGGCCAGGGUGAGGAGCGACUGCAGCGUUUGGCCUUCAACUCUCGAUACCUUCGUCUUGGGUUGAAGCGUCUUGGCUUUAUAGUGUACGGUCACGACGAUUCGCCAAUUGUCCCUGUUCUCCUCUUCAACCCUGCCAAGAUGCCGGCCUUCUCCCACGAAAUGCUGAAGCGAAAAAUCUCCGUUGUCAUUGUCGGUUACCCUGCGACGCCUCUGGUUUCCUCGCGUGCUCGAUUCUGUGUCUCGGCUGCUCACACAAAGGAGGAUCUUGACCGUAUCCUGACGGCUUGUGACGAAAUUGGCAACGUCCUCCAGCUCAAAUUCUCUACUGGGGUCGCUGGCGGUGCUAUUCCCUUGACCGACGACAUGGCACCCCCGCCGGAGAAGGAAGUCCAGUGGCAGCAGAAACGAAACCCGACGAUUGUCCCUCCCAGGUGGCGCAUAGAGGACGUCAUUAGGCGUGGUGUCCAAGAUGUCAAGUCACCUCUGUUCUAA